Molecule: messenger RNA, 5540 nt
Organism: Chiloscyllium plagiosum (whitespotted bambooshark)
Lineage: Eukaryota; Metazoa; Chordata; Chondrichthyes; Orectolobiformes; Hemiscylliidae
Source: RefSeq, a predicted model, not a curated record
GGGAAAAGCCCGCAAACUAAAGGUAUUAUUUAUCUUUAUCCAGUUAGAAUAUUGAGAGUAUUGGUAAGGAGGACAGGAUAUUUCGUGAUUCACAUCUGGAGAAUUAGUGUGGUAAUUCGUAUGUGAACAUUAUUUUCCACUAGUUUUAUAUAUUUACUUAAUAACAAAUCAGGAUAUAGGGUGCGUGACAUUUGGUGAUUCACAUCUGGAGGAUUAGUGCAAUCAUUCAAAUGAGUUCGUUUUUCGGUUUUGUGCAUCUACUGAACAACUUAUCAGAAAUUGUCUCUGCCAUUCAAAGUUGCCAUUCUCAUUUCUAACGGUUCAGUCAGCUGCAGGCGGUCGGGUGAUCGCGUGCUGCUCGCGCGACCACAAUGGGGCGCACGAGUAAUGUGCCAUUUGCCCAUCUGUCGCUCGAGCGUGUACCAGCAGCAGCUGGACCGUUAGAUGCAUUUUGGGUUUACUUUUACCAAGGCUUCAAGCUAGGACGGCUUUGCGGUCUCGCAUUCCUUUGGGAGUCUGUCUUGAAAAUAUGAUUAUCAUUCUCGUAAGAGUUAUAAGGCAAGUUUAACAAUAUGGCAUUAAAGGAUCCAGCUGAAACAUCAAAAUUGCGUGAUUCUCAAAGUGAAAGUGAUGAAAUACUUCCAUUGCCAAAGCAGGCAUUAUGGGAUGAAGAUGUGCAAGAAGAUAACAUAAGACAUCGAAUUUUAGCUAGAAGAGAAACUAUAAGGAAGAGGCUUGCUGAAGAAUCUGAACAUGCAUUACUACUUGACCAAACUGAAAGGCAUAGGAACAAGAAUUUAGAAGAAAAUGAAAAUCAACUGGCUGAUGUGAUACGAAGCAGAGUGAGAGAUAAACUGAAAGCAGUAAAAGCUGGGAUUACAAGUUCAUUCGUACAAGAAUUCAAAGAACCUUCACCCAAUCUGCAACAGUUAAAAGAUGAACUAGCGACAAGAUUUGAUAAGACAUUAAAUUUAGAAUCAGAUGAAGCAUGUCAAUUUUUUACUUCUGCUUUGAAUUUGUCAACUGAAUCAGUGAUACAAGAAGAUGAGUUGGCACAACUGAAAGAUUUAUCUUCUGAAUUUCGUCUCACUGGAUUGGAGGAAAAUGAAGAGAGUGAAAUUCAAUUUCCUGGAAGUAUAUCAGAAGAAAAGGCCAAAUUUGACUUGUUUCUAACUGAACAUGUAAUCGAAAGGAUACCUGCUGAAUAUCAGAAUCUUCAAUUACGGAGAGAAAAUAUGAAAAAUCUCUUCAUUCCUAGUACAUUACCAGUCACUCUAAACAGUAAACUUCCAAGAAACACUGCACCUCGUGUCUUGGAGGAAGAAGGUUUUUAUGUCAGUCAAAAACCAGAUGUGUCAGAAAAAAAUAUCAACAAAAUGGAGAAUCGCUUUCUUAGGGAAAAAAAAUACUGGUUUGGGGAAGAUGGAAAUAUUAUUGCAUUACCAGAUCCAAUUAAGUUAUCCUGGAAGUGUAGACAGUCAUCAGCAGAUGAUGUAGAAGAUCCUAAAACAAGACUAAAAACUGUGUAUAAGAAGGCCAUAGUGAGUGAACUAGCAAAAGAUAUUGACAGUCAUUUUGUGGAAUUUUCUCAAAUCUACCAACUGGAUAUAAAUAUUGGAAAUUUGCAUUUUGUUCACCAUCCUUUGUUUAGCAAAGAGCAUGUUUUAGCAGUGAAGCUUAUGCAACUUUUUGACAAUUAUCAACAAAGGCAAAAGCAAAAUGUUAGCCAGCUCCUUGCAGAAAAGCUUCACACACUAAAUAAUGAGAUAAAAAAUGUAGAAAGACACUUGGAAGCAAAUUCUAUAAAUCUCAAUAGAAUUGAAGACUUAAAGAAGCAAAUGGGGGAAACAAAGAGACUUCUCAAUGUUGAAAAGGAAAAAGAUCGUACUCUGAUAACAAACAUUUUGAAGGUCUGGAAACAGAUAAAAAAUGUACGGAUUUUAAACAAUUACAUCUGUACACCAGUAAAGCUCCAAUUGCAAGAGUUGGAAGUGAAUUAUGAAGCAUUUGGAAAGCAAUGUGAAGUGGAAUACAUUGCAGAAGUAAUUGGACUCGAACAACAACUUCAACAACAGUUUUGGAAAGAAAUGGAGACAUAUAAUGAAAAAUUGAAAAAUUUGCAAAACAAACAGAAUGUCAAAAGAAGAAAACUUACAGAAGGAGAUGAAUCAGUCAGUGAAGAUACUGAUGAUGACAUAGGAAAGCCACCAGUACUUUCUACGCCAACUGAUAGAAAGAAAAUGGAAGAUAUGGCAAGAAAAAGAAGCUCAUGGAUUCAGAAGCAACAGAUUAAGCCUACUUUGAUUCCUAAACUAUUACUGACUGUGGAUGUGACACCAACCUCUCAAUGCUCUGGGUAUUACUUUUGUUAUCUGUUGCAAAACAUUCAAAGGGCUGAAUUGCAAAGAAGGAUGGAAGUGGAAAACCAUAAGUUCUUCAUUCGUAUUUUCUACAAUGACAAAUUUGUUUCCUCUACUGUUAUCUCACAAUUACUGCCAGAUUUCAGUGUACAAUUUAGACAAAUAUUCAAUAUUCAGAUAAUUCACAAACCUGAAAGCAUUAGAUUUGAGGGAUAUACUAUUGAGGGCCACGAUAAUGGAAAUGUAGGUUCCUGGGAGCCCACUUACGUUGAGAUUUGUGAAUUAGUGAACAAAAAUAUCAAACUACUGGCAAAGGUGUAUAUACCCAUUCCUGAUGUAACCACAAUUACCAAUACCGCGGUUUUGGAAGAAGUAGAAUUUGGUAGUGAUGAGAUAGUAACAACUACUCAUGAAGGAGUUGGAAGUAAUGUACCAUUUGUUUUGGAUGAAACAAAAUCUGAAGAAUAUUUUUUAUUGACUUCCGGAAAGCUGCUGUAUGCUGUUUCAUGGGGAGUGGAUAAAGAUGGCCUUGCCCUUGCACCACCUGCACCAAAACCAAAAACCUAUAAAGAAAGCGUGGAUGCUAUUGCAUCAAUUGGGAUGUCUUGGUUGAAUGAUUUGCAGAAACUUGCUGAGUGGGCGAGAAAAGCCAGGGUGGAUCCCAAUGAUCCGCAGAAUUCAGAUUUAAUGCAAGUAAUUAAGUAUGCAACUGAGGAGGGCCAAUAUGCUCCUGAAUACUUUAGAUUAGACCAAAUACAAGAAGAGUUUAAUUUUGUGCCAGAUAAAAAACUGGAGCUCUCUAAACGUUUUCGAUUACUGAUGCUUAGAAAUUCUGGAGUUCCUGAAUAUUGUUGCUUUAAGCAAGUGCCGCCAUAUGACAGAGAGAUAUCUGACAAUAUUUUCGAGGAAUUUGAAAGCCAAAGGGAUGACGUUUUUAUAAUUAUGGGUGAAGAUUCACUGACAGAACAGAGAAUGAUGGCACUCAAGCAUCUAGAAAAGGUGAAAGCUUCUGUGAUGAAAAAGCUUUUGAGGGUCAAGCACCAUUAUACAGUGCAAGAUAUGAUUGUUGAAUGUGAAGAAAUUAGAACUAUAAGCCAAAUAAGUCUUGCCAUGUUAAACAUGAUUGCACCUCGAAAAACAUUGAAACCACUGCGUAAGGAGAGAAAAAAAAUACCUGCCCAGACCUUGUCUGAUGGAGAUGUCAAGUUGCUUAUUAAUGUAUUAGGAGCAUACAACAUUCCAAUGAGGAAAUGUAUUGUUAGGUACUUCCAGGAUACUUUCAAUGUCAUGGCUGAUUCUAAGAAGCCAAGGAUGAAGAAAUUCACCGUGACUUUAAUGGACACAGGCAGGAUUCAAGUGCAACCAUUUGUUGAAGUUACCUUCCAGCAAACAAUGUAUCAGACAAGUAUUGCUGAUGGAACCCAGCCAUGUUGGAAUGAAAAACUUGAAAUGGAUUUCAAAUCACCUAAUGGAGAUUACAACAGUGCAGCCUUAUGCAAAAUGAAGGACAAAAUAUUAAUUAAUAUAUUUGACAAUAUAAGUGUUCCUAAUCCAGAGCAGCAAGCAGCACUAACCAUGGUGGAAGUGUUUCAAAAAGAUAUUCAAAAAUAUCGCACGCCCAAUAUGUGCUACGAUCAAGAUUCUCUGGACAUUCAAUACCUAGAUUCUAGAUUCUGUUACUUAUUGACAGCACUUGUUUUCAGUUUUAAGGACAUAGAUAAUGCAGCUAAAGCUACUGAUAAACUGACAAGAGGGGCUAAGGAGCCGCUAUUCUCACCAGAAGCUCCCUUCGAGAGUGACUGCCUUGAGACUUGCAAUAUUAAGCCACAUGUCAAGCAUUGGCUGGGAUCCAUUGCUAUUCCAUUCAGUACGGUACUUGAACAAUCAAAGGUGAAUGGUACUUUCAGAAUAGACACCCCACCAAUGUUACUAGGAUAUACUUGGAAGAAAAUAGACACAGGCUCUUGUGAGCAAUUUUAUGAGUUUGGACUUGCAGAAAGUUCACUUCUAACAAUCUUUUUAACCUUGGAUCCUCAAGUUUCUUGUUCAGAUAUUGAAGAUAGCCAACCACUUCUCUGGCAGUUGGAAACAAUAGAAGAUGAAGAUUUGUUGCAUAUGGCACAUACAUUUCAAAAAGAUAUGCAAAAUCUUUACCCAAAGCGAAGAAUCAUUGUCAAUACUAUUGACACUGAAUGUAGAGUUGGGAUUGUUACAAGAUAUAUCAGACCACUUUGUCCACCACAAGAACUGCUUGAUAUAUUUCCUGAAAAUUCCAAGGCAACCUUAAAUGUUAUAGCUAGAUUUGUGUCCUUGAUUCCAUACCUUCCAGAACACCUAGGCUUUUCAGAUGCCUGCAAUACUUGGCUGACAUCACAGCAAUUUCUUAAUCUGAUACUUGGAGGUAAAGAGGACCACGCAGUCCUUCUUUGUAACUAUUUCUUGUACAUGAAGGUGAAUGCUUUUGUGCUGUUGGGAACCUCAAUUCUUGAAGGAGUGACAGCAUAUGUGAUUACUCAAGAAAAAACAGCCACCAUGAUUUGGAAUCCAGAAACUGGAGAGUGUUAUGACCAGUACAAUGCUUUCUGUCCACUUCAAAGUGCUGAUUGUUUGAUCAAUAAAGAAAAUGUCUGGGUUAAUAUUCAAAAGAACAGUCUCCCAAUGAGUGUAAAUUUUGAUGUCACAAAGGAAUAUAAUUGGCGGCCAUUCUUCACCAAGGGUUCUCAGAAUUAUGUAUUAUCUUCUGUACAGCCGCAAGAACUAAUCUACUACUCUACAGAAAGAAGCCUUGUUGAUAAAUUACAGAGCAGAAUUGAAUGGGCAUUGAAGAACAAAAUCAUGGAAUGGAGAGCUCACCACCCUACACGAUGGAACCGUUACUGUACUGGAGUGUUUCAAAAUUUUCUUCCACUACUUGAACAAAACCUUGGUCGCUCAGUAAGUGAAGAACAGAGCGCAGGAUUAGAGAGUUUAUUAAAAGAAUUCAAGGUUUCUGGAUUUCCUAUGCACAUGCGCUAUUCAAAUUUGCAGGCAAUAUUUGAUAAAGUCUACAGUACUGGUAUUCAUAAUAUAGAAAUCCCCAAUGUGGAAUUUGCUGUCGCAGUGUAUGUUUAUCCAUAUCCUAACAAUGUAUUAUCAGUGUGGGUCUAUGUAGCAUCUUUGGUACAUUUAUCCAUGUCCUAA